AUGGCUGAAGCUCAGUUGGAAGAUUUCCCUUCGCUCUUCUCCCUGAAGGGCAAGGUCGCUGUCAUCACCGGCGGCUCUCGCGGCCUGGCGGGCGCUUCAAAGGUCUUCAUCUCAUCCCGUAAGGCCGCUGCCUGUGAAGAAGCGUGCAAAGCUCUCAAUGCUCUCCCCAACCUUGCACCCGGUGCUGUGGCCAUCUCAGUUCCCGCAGACUCAUCCAAGUUCGAGGGCGUAGAGAGUCUUCUCGCCCAAGUCAAGAAGCACACUGAUCGCGUCGACAUCCUCCUCGCAAAUGCUGGAGCUACAUGGGGCGAGCAGUUUGACACGCACCCUGACUCUGCUUUUGCCAAGGUCAUGGACCUCAAUGUCAAGGCUGUUUUCAACACAAUCCGUCUUUUCACACCACUCCUCGAGAAGAGCGCGUCUCUUCAGGAUCCUAGCCGUGUGAUUAUCACUGCCAGUGUUGCAGGACUUGGUGUCGGCACAAUUGGAAAGCAGGGCACAUAUGGCUACUCCGCCAGCAAGGCUGCUGUGCUGCAUCUGGGACGCAACAUUGCCAUGGAGCUGGGACCUAGACACAUCACCGUCAACUCCAUCUGCCCUGGCUUCUUCCCUAGCAAGAUGUCCAAUGGUCUACUUGAGAUGUCCGGUGGUGCUGAGGAGAUUGCAAACAGCAACCCCAUGCGCCGACUGGGCAAGCCUGAGGACAUUGCUGGUGUGGUUGUUUACCUCGCUAGUCGGGCAGGAUCUCAUGUUAAUGGUGAGACGAUUGCUAUUGAUGGCGGUGCCCUGUGGCAGCGAGGCGAGCUCAUGGUCGAGUCUAAGCCAAAGCUGUAG
Fusarium musae is the source of this 834-nucleotide messenger RNA. RefSeq lists its product as uncharacterized. NCBI's taxonomy places the organism in Eukaryota, Fungi, Ascomycota, Sordariomycetes, Hypocreales, Nectriaceae. The transcript has 2 exons. Bases 1 to 834 code for a protein of 277 amino acids. The record is from RefSeq and is a predicted model, not a curated record. Gene Ontology annotation, molecular function: oxidoreductase activity.